This is a messenger RNA of Aspergillus wentii DTO 134E9, 5010 nucleotides long. Its product is annotated as TRAPPII-specific subunit TRS120. The record is from RefSeq and is a predicted model, not a curated record. Gene Ontology annotation, cellular component: trans-Golgi network. The transcript is spliced from 3 exons. Bases 200 to 4678 code for a protein of 1492 amino acids. Lineage: Eukaryota; Fungi; Ascomycota; Eurotiomycetes; Eurotiales; Aspergillaceae.
CGGACGGUGGCCACGGGUCAUUUGUUAGUUUUAUCAUUUUUGUGUUUUCCUCUGUGUCUUUGCACCGACCUCUUGAUUUUACAAAUGCUGCCUUCUUUAUAAUUAUAAUUGCUCUUUCGCAUGACGUCUAGAAGCUUGCCCACCCUUUUGGAAGCAGUAUCGCCGACUGCCUCCUCCGCUCCGCCUCCUUUCAGAUGACAUGAUGGGGGUCGACCCUCUUUCUCCGAUUGCGCCCGCGCGACUCAGGGCGCUCUUACUUCCUGUUGGAAAAAUCAGACGGUCGAGAUUUCUGAGCUUUGCUGCGAGACUCCAAGCGGAAAAUGUAGUUCGCCUGGGAGACAUCAGUCCUGAUGCGCGGCCUAAUCGAAAUAUGUUCUCGCCGCUGGCGUUUCCUACAGGAAUGAUUCUUUACGACCUUGCCUUCUCCGUGCCCCCCAUCUCACACCUCGACUUGUUUCCCUUUGAGAUAUUCAGAGAACCGCUGGUGGUUAUUGCGAUAGCCGAUGGAUCUGAGCUUACUGAGAGUGCCGGACAAGACGAUGCAGGAUCAGCUAAGAGAUCCGACAAGGAGGGGCAUCCUACUCCGAAUGAGCUGUGUCAGCUCAGAAAGGAAUUGGAUAUACUUAGGGAGACCAAUCCAAGGGCAUUGGUCCACCAGCUUCUGAUAUUCGACUUUGAGGGACUUGAUAGACUUUCAAACGGCCCAGACGACGUUUUAUGGGUUCCACGGCCACAAGUGUCCAAAGCAACUACCAUGAAGACGGUGUUGUGUGACAUUACAUCACUUCUUCUUUCCGAGCUAGAUGAAUUUGCGAAGACUGUGCAGAGCAUCCCUUCUAUUGAAUCUCCCAAAGCGUCGUCCUGGGGCCCACAUCGAGGUCCUGAUCUACGACCCCGGCCGACGGACAAGCUAUACCAUCGGAUGACCCUGCCAUCGCAUGCACCACCUAGUCCAACUGGUACUCCGGAGCCCUCUCAAUCCUCCAAUCUCAGCUCGCCAGCUCCCAGCGACCAUGAAACUCCGACUACAUUUGAUGAAAUUACUCGAUCCAUCCAAGUAGCAAACCGUGCUACCGCAGCCAAGCCUAACUCGCUGCAGUCAUCGAAAGAGCAUAGCCGUGAUCGAAUGUCUGUCAGCAGCAUGAGCGCCACUGAUCGAACGAAGAACCGCAUUAAAGGGCGCAUGGGUGUCGUAGUCGGUACUCUUUUCCUCCAGGCGGGAAGAUGGCCGGAUGCACUGAAAGAACUCGUCGAAGCUGCGUCAAAUGCUAGGGCGAGCAGUGAUUACCUGUGGCAUGCCAAAGCGCUUGAAUCGAUUCUUACUUGUCUGUUGAUGUUUGGAUGGGCGGGAAUGGACUUUCAGAUCCCUCCCAUCUGCUAUCCAGUCGCUGAUAAAUCCUCGAAAUCAUUUUAUAGCAGUGGUUUUGAUUCGAGCUCCACGCAGGCGACACCUGGGAACCGCAUCAUUUCUCUCCAAAACUUAGCAAAUCUCCUACCUGAUCUUUCCAACAAUAUUUUGAACCUAUACAACCGCGCAGCAAACAUUACAGAUGAGCCACUUCCCCAACUUGUCUUUUCAGAGACAGUGAUACGUCUGGCAAGGGUGCUGGUGGCUGCGCGGGUCCGUGAUGGGGCACUGGAUGACAAUGCUCUGAAGCAUAUCGUCGUGAAUGAACCUUUGUUGCCUUUGCACCUGCCAGAAAGACCUCGCGGUAAUGUCAUUCUUCGAAAGUCUGAUAUUGGAAAUUUUCUGUUCCGGGCUCUUCCACUUUCACCUAGUUCAGACUUGCCUGCCACAGAUGCUGUACCUAUCAUCAUCGGGGUGGUCUCUGUCUUGAAUACUUUGGAUUUACCAAGAAAGAAAGCUUUCAUUCUAAGGGAGCUGCUGUCGAUAAUGGUACCAACGCUUGUUCAAGCUCGUAAGAUCGGUGCUGCGGAAGCUGGUAUUCAUCCUGCUGCCGGGUUAGUUUCCCUGAGCGACACAGCAUUCGAUAUCAACGCCCUUGAUGUCGGACCAGGAAACAUGGAACAAAGUAUGCGGAUGCUUCUUGCUACGAUAGGGGAGAUAUAUGGUGUCCAACCUUCUGGCUUCUAUGAAAAGGAAACAACGCGAUUUUCGACAUCCAGUGAAAUCCAACGUUCCCCAGAAUACGACUCGCUCGACGCUAUUGUUGAAAGGUCAUUUCGACAUGCCAUUCUAGAUGGAUACGGUGACUUGAAUUUGAAAAUCGAUGUCCUCAAAGCGUGCAUCAAUUGCUGUGAAGCUCUUCCUGACUUUGAUGGUGUUCUUCGUUUUACAGUUGAACUCCUCCAGACUGUUAGAGGGGAUCUGAUGCUCACAGAAAACCAAGCACCUCCAUAUUUAGCGCCAGAUGAACAAAUUCGUCUUUUGAACAAUAUCAAACGAACAGUCGGGGCAGCAAACAAGCUAGGCGCUUCGAACUUGGAGGCAGAGUACUGGGAUGACUUCUUAGUCCGCGGUGUUCAGUUGCUUUCUCUUCCAGACCCCAGGAGGCCUGUUCGUCGGUCAAAGACGGAAAUUGAUGCUGUGGCCGUAAGCAGUGAGAAGUCCAAAAAGGAUCCAUUUCUGUAUAACCCUUUCUCGAAAACGAACAGUAAGGCUGCUGAGCUGCUCAUGGUCGCUGGUGAACAUGCGUCGUUCCAAGUUACCCUUCAAAACCCAUAUGAAUUCGAAAUAGAGAUUGAGCGGCUCCGUAUCGAUAGCGAAGGUGUGCAAUUCGAUGCUGUAUCAGAGUGGAUUCUUCUUCCCCCGUUGUCUUUACAGGAUAUUACGGUUUUUGGAAUGGCCCAUGAAGAGGGGGCUCUUAAUAUCACCGGCUGUAUUGUGAAGGUCCGACACUGCAGAGAGCGAAAAUUCCCAAUUUUCACGGACUUUUGGAAACCUGAACCUGAAAUAAAAUUCAAACGGACUGGACUGGCGGCCAGAAAACCUUCGACGGAGCGUCCGUUGUCCUGGAGCUCGACAACUUCGAGGGAUGGGAAACAACUCCCCAGAAAGGGGCCUACAACGACUUCUUGCGAUGUGAAAGUGAUUGGUCAUCAGCCUUCUCUCGUCAUAGAGUCAAUGUCUCUGUCACAGUCUGCAAUGAUGGUUUUGGAAGGCGAGACUAGGUCGUUCAAAAUCACAUUACGAAACAUAUCCUCAUGUGCUCUUGACUUCAUCCUGUUUAACUUCCAUGAUUCCACCACGAGGCAACUUCAAUCUGCCUUGAGUAAUAGGGAUUUGUUGCCCGCCGAGGUCUAUGAGCUGGAGCUCAAGUUGUCAACAAAACCCGCUUUACGCUGGCGCCGGGAAGGCUUUCCCCAGGGUGAUCUUUCUAUACCUGCAGGCCAAAGUGCUACCUUUACUGUCGAUAUUCUUGGUAAACCUGGUCUACAAGACACGACCGUGCAGAUAGAUUAUUCCCGCGUCGGGCUUUCACAGGGUGAACUACCUGAUGUAUUUUACACCAGGCAGCUAUUCGUUCCGCUCACCGUCACAGUGAAUGCUAGCAUAGAGGUAGCCCGUUGUGACAUAUUGCCACUCAGCGGUGACUUUGCCUGGUGGAACAGUCGGAAUACAUUGACAAAGCCAGAUUCUACUGAAAAUGGCGCUGAUGUAUUCCUUCCAUCCACUGACAAUGAUCCCUUUUCGACGGUACUCUCGCACCUUGGUCUCGGCUCGUAUGGAUCCGAUCACUGCAUCUUGCUUCUUGACCUUCGAAAUGCUUGGCCAAGCCCUUUGUCAGUGACAAUGCAGGUGAGCGAGCAACCAGUGGAGUCAUUAGCGACAGAGAAACUACCGACAGACGCUGUGGAGGGACGCUAUUCUGUUCAGGGGGGCCUUCAACCGGGCCAAAUAUCGCGCUUCGUGCUUGUUCUUCCACGUGUCUAUCUGGAUAACCCUCAUGCUCCGAUCCCACUUCUCAAUACUGGGAGCAAAAGACAGUUUGUUGUCAGUGCCAACAAACUCACGUUUGAGGCCGAAGCAGCGUCGAGAGAGGCAUUUUGGUACCGAGAAGAACUCCUUAAGAGGGUAUGCGGAAUCUGGAAGGAAUCCCCCGCUGGACGUGAUGGAAUAAUCGACAUGAGAAACCUGCGCUUAAACACGCGGAUGGUUGAUGCUAUGCGACUUGAGGAUGUGGAUAUGACUUUCUCUCUGGCUCCUUCCUUUCUUGACGAAACCAAGAAUAACCAAGCCAGUACCGUUCAAACUGGGCGGUCUAAGUACAAGGUCCAAACGGACGAAAUGCUCGAUCUGACCGUGACGAUUCGCAACCGAUCCUCAAGGCCUAUUCACCCUCUGCUCAGGCUUCAGCCAAGCCUGCGCAAUCAGCCCAAUAGCAUUGCUCUAGAUCUAUCAAGGCGCCUCGCAUGGACCGGUAUGCUGCAACAAGUGCUCCCUAUCCUACAUGGUGGCCAAAGCAUACAAACCACCAUUGGAGUAACCGUCCUCUGUCGAGGAGAAUACGAAUUCGGGGCAACCGUCGAGGAGGUUCGGGUUUUGAAGUCUUCUUCGGGCUCCGAGGACAAUGUGGACGCAGACCAUCAAACACCACACCAACUAUCAAUUUACGAUGACGAAGGAGCGAUUAAGGAUACCUUCGGUGCGGGAGUUACUAAAAAAAGGCGGAUAUGGCACGCAAAAGAAACCUGCAUUAUGAAUGCUCAUGCGUAAGACGAGGAUGAAAGGAUAAUAUUUAUAACCUUAAUCUCUUCCUACCGAAGAUUGAUUCUUCAACAGUCCAAUGCUUGCAGCAUCAUCCAGUGGAUGGAAUUUUGUAUAGUUCUUGUGAUGAUACGUUAUGAAUGAUGCUGUGCCAUCCGAAGACUUGUGUUUUAAAGAAUUUAAUCCAUACGAGAAGAAAAUGUCAUGUUAUGGCUUAUGAGUGUGAUGUUGUGGCGAGAAGAGUUGGUGAGGAUUUGCAUUGACUGUACAUGUACACGAACCGAGUUCAAUCUAUAGAUAAAUUAUAUUGCACUGCAAUGAAGAUUUGUAUAUACACCUAU